Molecule: messenger RNA, 315 nt
Organism: Ogataea philodendri
Lineage: Eukaryota; Fungi; Ascomycota; Pichiomycetes; Pichiales; Pichiaceae
Exons: 1
Coding region: 1-315 (104 amino acids)
Source: RefSeq, a predicted model, not a curated record
AUGUUAUUGACCAGACUCACGAUAACAGGAACAGACGAUGCAUAUAGAACGUUAUCUGUGCUGGACGUGUGUGCCUGGACAGAGAUAACAUGUCGUUUCGAAGAUUCUGGGACUUUGAUGUAUUCUGUAGCAAUUUGGACGGAAGGUGCUUGCAAGCUGAGAGAUGCUGGUUUAUGGUUCACCUCAAGAUUUGGAUCUAUAAUCAUGAUAGAUGCACCGUUGAAAGUGAAUAGACACUCCAGUAAUUUCAACUUUGACUGGAUAGAAGAGAAGAACGUGGCAGACUCGUCCGUUGGCCGUGGCUGCACAACUUGA